Messenger RNA from Melanotaenia boesemani (Boeseman's rainbowfish), 4278 nucleotides. RefSeq names its product rasGAP-activating-like protein 1. Bases 161 to 2623 code for a protein of 820 amino acids. Gene Ontology annotation, biological process: negative regulation of Ras protein signal transduction; intracellular signal transduction; cellular response to calcium ion. Lineage: Eukaryota; Metazoa; Chordata; Actinopteri; Atheriniformes; Melanotaeniidae. The transcript is spliced from 21 exons. The record is from RefSeq and is a predicted model, not a curated record. Gene Ontology annotation, molecular function: GTPase activator activity.
CGGAUACGCGCCUGUGUCGCGCGCUACUGGUGGGCUGUACGCCGUCACGAGCUGAAGGUGUCAUGAAACGAAGAAAACUCACUGGCGGAGAAGAGCGCCUUUUAUACGAGCCCGUAUGGCAAGACACGAGAAAUUGAUUGUAUAGCUUGCUCCGGUGAAAAUGUCCAAAAACACUUCUCUCUAUUUUCGAAUUGUCGAGGGCAGGAACCUCCCGGCCAAAGACGUAUCUGGAACCAGUGAUCCUUACUGCAUCGUUAAAGUUGACAAUGAAGUUGUUGCCAGGACUGCUACAGUGUGGAAGAAUCUCAAUCCUUUCUGGGGUGAAGAGUACACAUUGCACCUUCCCAUGGGGUUCCAUUCACUCUCGUUCCAUGUCAUGGAUGAGGACACAAUUGGGCAUGAUGAUGUUAUUGGUAAGAUUACACUGAGCAAAGAAGCCAUUGGAUCUCAAGCUAAAGGUCUUGAUAGCUGGCUGAACCUGACAAGGGUUGACCCUGAUGAAGAAGUCCAAGGAGAGAUCCAUCUCAGUCUGGAGCUCCUGAAAUGCACAAGGAAGAUAAGUCUACGUUGUAAAGUUAUUGAAGCCAGAGAUUUGGCUCCGAGAGACAUUUCUGGAACUUCUGAUCCCUUUGCAAGAGUUAUUUUUAACAAUCACAGUGCAGAGACCUCGAUUAUCAAGAAGACCCGUUUUCCUCACUGGGGUGAGACCUUGGAGCUGGAGUUAGAUCCAGAGGAGCUGAGUGAGGAUGGGAUUGUUACUGUAGAGGUCUGGGACUGGGACAUGGUGGGCAAGAAUGACUUUCUGGGAAAGGUGGAAAUCCCUUUUGCUUGUUUGCACAAGACACCUCUGUUAGAGAGCUGGUUUCGUUUGCUACCCCUGGGAAAUAAUGAGGUUGAGACAGGUGGCAAGCUGGGAGCACUUCGUCUGAAGGUGCGUUUGGUGGAGGAUCGGAUCUUGCCGUCCAUGUACUAUCAGCCUCUCAUCGACCUUCUGGUUGAGUCGGUAAUCUCCCCCGCAGAGGUGGAGGACAGCAGCGCCCUGACCAUGCUGGAGGAGGUGACCACAGUUGAAAGCAGGCAGGAUGUUGCAAUGACUCUGGUGAAGAUCUACUUGGGACAAGGCCUGGUGGUGCCAUUCCUUGAUUAUCUUAACACCCGGGAGGUCAACCACACCACUGAUCCAAACACUUUAUUUCGAUCAAACUCACUCGCCUCCAAGGCCAUGGAGCAGUUCAUGAAGGCUGUUGGCAUGCUGUAUCUGCAUGAGGUAUUGAAACCCAUCAUCAAUCGCAUCUUUGAUGAGAGAAAGUACAUUGAGCUGGACCCAUGUAAGAUUGACUUGAACCGCACAAGACGUAUUUCAUUUAAGGGUGCGGUGUCUGAGGCAGAGGUACGCGACAGCAGUGUGGAGAUGCUGCAGAGUUAUUUAACCAGCAUCAUUGAAUCCAUCGUGAGUUCAGUCGAUCAGUGUCCUCCUGUCAUGAGAGUGGCCUUCAAACAGCUACACAAGAGAGUAGAGGAGCAAUUUACCGAACCGGAGAAUGAGGAUGUGAAGUACCUGGCCAUCAGUGGAUUCUUCUUCCUGCGUUUUUUUGCUCCUGCUAUACUCACACCUAAACUUUUCCAGCUGAGAGACCAGCAUGCUGACACACGGACAAGCAGAACACUGUUACUAUUGGCAAAGGCACUACAAAGUGUCGGCAACUUGGGGCUUCAGCUGGGCCAUGGAAAGGAGCAGUGGAUGGCACCUCUUCAUCCCAUCAUCCUUCGCAGUGUGGCUUCUGUCAAAGACUUCCUGGACAAGUUGAUCGACAUAGAUCAUGAUAGUGCAUCUGAGGUGCCUCAGAGAGCUGUCAUCAUGCCUUCAGUGACAGUUAAGGAGGGAUACCUCCACAAACACAAAGCAGAGGGGCCACAACUCCUCUCCCGCUUUGCUUUUAAGAAACGCUACUUCUGGUUGACCAGUGAGACACUGUCUUAUGCCAAGACCUCUGAUUGGCAGGUGCGCUCUUCAAUCCCUAUUCAGUGUGUGUGUGCUGUGGAGAGGGUGGAUGAAAAUGCCUUUCAGCAGCAGAAUGUAAUGCAGGUCAUCACGCAGGACAACGACGGGCAGCUGCACACCAUGUACGUCCAGUGCAAGAAUGUGAAUGAGCUGAACCAGUGGCUGUCUGCGAUCAGGAAAGUCAGCAUCUACAAUGAGUGCAUCCUGCCCUCUUUCCACCCAGGAGCUCAUCGCAGCGGCAAGUGGACCUGCUGCCUGCAGGUGGACCGUGCUGUUACAGGCUGCAGCAGAACCCACUCAGCUGUGACUCUGGGUGACUGGAGUGAUCCACUGGAUCCUGACGUAGAGACGCAAAUGAUUUACAAGCAACUUCUUCAGGGCAGAGAUAAACUCAGGAAACAAUAUGUGGAGAUGCCAGAUGGUGAGCAGAUGUCAGACAAUAAGGAAAAGAGAAACUCUGAUGUUCACCCAGAUGGCGCCAAAUGUAACGUUCAGCUGAUGAAGUCAGGUCAGAGUGUUGCUGCUCGGCUGUUGGCAGUGAUAGAGGAUCUGGAGCAGGCUCACGCCACCUUUCAGCGCAGAGAGAAAGAGGACACUGCCAGUGUUAUUCUGAAUCCUUAGACUACCCAUGGCCUGAGAUCUAUUAAUGCCUGCAGGUGGGGGUUGGUGAUGGUUGUGAUGGAGGGAUACCAAUAUGACUAAGCAUCGUCUAUCCACUCUCUUUACUGUCAGGGAGAAAAAGUGGCUACAUGGUACAACUUCCUCCAACCUUUUAGUACAUUUCCCACUGGCUGUAGAGCCAAGUGACGAUGGGAUUCAGUGUCUUUUAAUCUUUUUAUAUUCUCUGAGUGCCACCAACAACAGCUUAAGGAGGAGAUUGUUGAUGAUAAAGGGGUGUGAGCGACUUUGAGGCAUGAUCUGGCUUGAUUUUUUUUUCUGUGCAUAAGAAGCAGUCUGUUGCAUGGCCUGCAUCUGCUUGUGAAAUGUGAAAAGAAGCUUUUAUAUUUAAAGAUACUGUACAGUCACAUUUUUAUGCAAGAGGCUUGUUGUAGUGUAAUUUACAGUACCUGAAUGUGAGGUGUUUUGAUAUUACCACUUUAAAUGUUUUGUACCUUUUUUUGAGGCACUUGAUCACCGUGGCAACAAUGUAGCAGUGACAUAAAUAGUACAGGUCAUUCCACCACAAAAUUAUGAAACAGUGAUGCACAUGCUCAGUGUAACGCUGCCUGUACAAUCAGCAAACCGAAUAUUUCUUUACAUGUUGCUUUGAUCCCUUUAUACCGUACAAUGUGCUUUUGUUUGGUGCUAUGCCCAGUCAAAGUUAUGUUCUGAUGUGAUUUGCAUUUUUAAAAUGUCCUUACACUUGAUGUAGCCUUUCCUUAAGUUAUAUGGGUAAUAUUUACCUGACUCACAAGUGUCAGGAUAUGUUUUAGAUGCCAAUUUUGCUUUUAGAGCAUGUACAAUCAUUUUCUAAAGAUCAAGUAAAAUUCAGUGACUGAAGAGCAGAAAAGGUCAAUGACUUUGACAGAGAUCAGAUCUGUGAUCUGGGAAAACUUCAACUGGCUUUUCCGGAGCUGAUUCAAUUAUAUUCUGCUGCCACUUUGUGGAGGAAACAUUCUUCCUGCAUUAGAUAAAACAGUAUGGUACACAUACCAGACAUGGUAACUCAUGCCCAGCAUGGCUAGAUUUUUUUACAGUGACUUGCAAAAGUGGUCAGAAAUUCUGUGUGUAAAGCUAAGCAAGAAGAUGAUGUUGAAAUAUUUAUUUUACCAUUUUAAUCAGUAUUAUUUUUUAUUUCUGUGACAUUUUAGAACACCAAGGAAACAAAAAAUUUCUUCACAGUGGUGUCCACAACAACUACUUUUUGGGACAAGGUUUUAGAAGAAUUUGUAAUUUGCAUCACUUGGACUUUCACAAAGAUUGCAAUAAACCAGCCAUAGCUGUAAGGAGCUAAUUAGGAUGCAAGACCUUGAUAAACUUAAGGUCUCUUGGCCUAAAAUGUUGUUUCCAUUGUAACAGAUGGGUUGCUGUAAGUAUGUAUUCCAAUUUCAGUGUAUUUGCAGCUUUUGAAAAGUUAUUUGCCAUUUGACUUUCUCUUUUAAGAACAAGAGUAGACAUACUUGGUUUGUGAACUUCAUGUUCUGUGAGUCAGAGCUUGUCUUGUUAAAAGACAAACACACUGCCUGCUUUUUAUUUUCCAACUCACAGAAAUGGUUUAUUCCAGGCAUUUUGUAAUUGUGAGCACAGCGGUAUUAUUUAAUAAAUCCCCAGUUUAA